Rubroshorea leprosula is the source of this 572-nucleotide messenger RNA. The record is from the annotation of a GenBank genome assembly. Lineage: Eukaryota; Viridiplantae; Streptophyta; Magnoliopsida; Malvales; Dipterocarpaceae.
ACCAUAACAUCAACAAAAACUCCCCUUACUUCCUCAAACAAAAUCCCAAACCCAAAUUCUCGCUCUUUCCUUUACUCCGUUUCAUUUGGUUAUCACUUCUCAUCAACAUUCCUACAUAAUGCCUCGUUCUUGUGCCUUCUUGCUCAUUCUCUUGGUUUUCUUUGUUUCUUUUGCGACACCGAUGGAAGGAAGAAAGGUUUUGAUUUCUAAGAAGGAAAUGAGCGAAAUGCAAGUCCCUCCUUUGUAUUGGAGUUUGGUGCUCAGUGCCCUUCCUAAGGGCACAGUACCAUACCCUGCCCCUAGCAAGAACGGUCAUGCCACGCUUGACAACGAGAAGCUCUUCGUCCGGCACCUUGCUAGCAUUGAUCGAAUUCUUUGGUCAGUUCCAAGCCCUGGUGCUGGCCAUUGAUAUGCAUUAGGCUGUUUCUAGCUCAAGUCCUGUAAUCUUUAGUACAAUUUUCAUUUCCUCGCUCUUUUCAUGACAUGUGCAGCUACUCGAAACCUUUGUAGGGGAGAAGUGUGGGAGGAAAACAAGGGCUUGAACUCUACUUAUAUAAAUGAGAAAGUACUUU